AUGGAAAGUUUCGCAAAGGUAGCACAGUCUAUCAGACCAGAUCCGUCUAUUGGUGAAAGCACGAUCCUCCGCUGGCCUUCGCCGCAGACGGUCAAGAGCUACGUGAAGCUCCAUGCAGUCACCCCUGCGAUGACCGCCAUGACAGCGUGCAUGAGGGUAAAGUCUGCCUUUAUUGGAAAUGGCGUUACAUAUCUCCUGUCUUACGCCACGGCUUCUGCGGUGGACACUUUCCUCCUUGGGUACUCGGGAAAUGGAGCCAUCGUCCUCAAUUUAAUCAACUCGGGGAUGGAUACAUCCGUGACGAAAGUCUAUGAUAGUUUCUGGCACCACUGGUGCUUCUCUUGGAACAAUUAUGGUGGAAAGUGGACGCUAUACAUGGAUGGCAUGCCGGCAGCGUCGGGCAAUAGCUACCGGUCAGGCUGGACCGUACCAGAAAAUGGAGUCUGGAUUGUUGGACAAGAUCAAGAUACGUCAGGCGGCGGGUUUGUCGCUACACAAGCAUAUGUUGGUGACAUCACGAGCAUCAAUGUAUGGAACACCGACAAUGUUGACGUUGCAGCAGUGGCAAACUGUGGCGAUAAGUUUGGAGGAAACGUCAUUUCAUGGCAUGUCGUCGCCAAAGAGAUUCACGAAGUGUCUACCUACAGAGAAGAUCUUUGCAAAAUAAGAGAUGAAGAAUAA
Messenger RNA from Lingula anatina, 681 nucleotides. Its product is annotated as neuronal pentraxin receptor-like. Lineage: Eukaryota; Metazoa; Brachiopoda; Lingulata; Lingulida; Lingulidae. The record is from RefSeq and is a predicted model, not a curated record.